GAUUCGUCCAGUGAUGACUUAUUUUUACCUUUGUCUGAGAGAAUCCGUGCACUGACCAAAGAAGAUUCCUUCCAAGAUUUUCAGGCUCCAAGUAAACAAAAUAAAGUAUCUGAAACAGAUACUCAUGUUUCAAAUUUAAAAUCUAGGAAAUUAUCAGCUGUAAGAAAAUUAUCUGCAAAAAUGACACAGCUAAAGAAACAUAAGGAAAUUUCACAUUGUGAAAAGAAAGAAAACUAUUCUACACCUGUAGUACAGGAUAAAUGUUUUUCGCAAUUUAAGCUAUCUGAUUCACCGAUAACUCCACUGCCUGACUACAAGAAUAUGGUCACUCCAGAUAUAAAACAAGCUUUGAAAAAUAUUGGUGUUCGAGCUUUACCUCGAAGGAAAGCCGUGGCUUUAUUAUCCCGAGUUUAUGAUGAAACUCAUCCAUGGGCAGAUGAAAAUUGUGUUGGUGGUGUAGAGAAAAGCUCACAUGAUUUGCCAGCUUUACAUCAAACUGUAGCUGUAAAACAAGGCAAGCAAAAUCAUGAAAAGCAUCAAAAUAGAAAACACAGAUUGAUGAUGAAAAUGAUAUCAGAAGAGCCUAGCAGAUCUUUAAGUAACAGCUCAUCCCAAGAAGAUGUUCUUAGUAACCCAUCAAAUUCCAGACUUAAUGAUGAGCUUCACAUAUGUAGUUCACAGCUGAAUGAUGACAACCAGCCAACAUCUAAUGAAGAUAUGAAACUGUUGAAAGAAUAUAUUUUAUCCAAUCAAGAAUUAUACAUAAAGAUUUUAAAUUAUGUGCCAAUAAAUUUGAAUGAUCUACAUGAGCAACUGAAAGAAAAUGGAAUAAAAAUCAACAAUAAGAAGCUUGUGGAUUAUCUCGAUGAACAAUGCAUCGUCUUUACAUACCCCAGAACAGAAGAGUACAAAAAAAAGCAGCAAAUUAGAAGUCAGCGUUUUAGGAAAAGAAAGAUUGCUAAACUCUCUCAACAAGAACAAAAAAAUUCAUCUUGAUACCUUAUCAUUGUUAAGAACUAUUUUUUAUACAUUGGCAUGAAAAUUUCAUUUAUAUGUAUAUAUCUGUACAUAAUAUAGUUUUAAGAUUAAAUAAAUUCUUAUACAUA
Messenger RNA from Stegodyphus dumicola, 1106 nucleotides. RefSeq lists its product as uncharacterized. Gene Ontology annotation, molecular function: protein binding. NCBI's taxonomy places the organism in Eukaryota, Metazoa, Arthropoda, Arachnida, Araneae, Eresidae. Gene Ontology annotation, biological process: resolution of meiotic recombination intermediates; DNA repair; DNA replication. Gene Ontology annotation, cellular component: nucleus; Slx1-Slx4 complex. The record is from RefSeq and is a predicted model, not a curated record.